AGCAAAAAGUAAAUAGAAAUCCUAAGAAACCAUCAAGUAAAGGAACUCUCAAGAAAAUUUAUUUUCUUUUCCAAAAUUUGGAAACUUUUAUUUAUUUAAUUGCCUUCUUUCAAUAUUUUAAUUAUAUUGUUUGAGUUGACCUGUGUAGCGAGUCUCAACCAGGCUACCCUAGGCCCAUUUCAGAUAGCCCAGGACCUAAAUAAACAAAGUAUUCCAAGGGUUUUAACUCGAGUGCUCAAACAAUAUUAUAAUUCAUUUACUUUAAUUUAUAUUCUUUUUUUCCUUCCUAGCCAUUUAUUGCACUUUUUUUUUCUUUUGGCUCAAUGGCGUCGGCUUUUUCUAUUUUUUUACUGAAAUUUUAACUUUUUUUAUAACCAAAUUGCAUCUAAAAUGCAAAAUUUGACAUGAAACGAAUUUUUUCCUACCCAAUUCAUGCUCCUAAUAUGUGUAUAAAAACAUGCAAACAAAAAAUUUUUCCUAAAAUAUGCCUAACUAAAUGCAGAAAGCGUCCCUCCACACUUAAAUCAUGCAGUGUCCUCAAUGCAUGUAAAUGAUAUAAAAAUGAUGAACAUAUGUACAUAUAAGAUGAAACAGUUAACAACAUGGAACAUGAAAAACAAUAAAAUAGAUGCAAAAUGAUAGGAAGGGGCUCAUAAGAUAUGACAAUUGAUUAUGCUAGGCAGACAAAGUGCAAGUAAAGAAGAGGAUAAUAGAAAAGAAAAAGGUAAAUAAAAUGCAUAAAAGUAAAAGUUUAAAUAUCUGGGUUGCCUCCUAGAAGCUACCCUCCUUUAGUGUCUUCGGCUAGACCAUUUGUUGUGCUCGGGACAAUAUGGAUAAUCCAUAUCGUACUCCUAAUAACAUGUGAUAUUUCAAAACAAAAUUCCCAAGAAAACCAAAUAGCUCACAAGGUCAAAAUAGAAAGAAAAAAAAUAUAGUUUUAGUAUUACUCAUAGAUUAUUUUUCCAAAUAAACACAUAAAGUUCUAACAUCAUAGAUUCUCAAAAAGUGAUCAAGUUUCUGAGAACUAGAUGUUAUGGUGUCGGGUGAUAACUUGCAAAGCACAAGUAACUAAAGAUAUACCCGACACUUAAAAUAGCAUUUGGAAAACAAUUUUAUUUUUGUUAAAUUCUACUAAAACAGUGUUUCUUGUUUCCCUUAUUCUAAUUUUGGAACUUUAAAACAUUGUUUACAAGUAAGGAUUUUAUUAGUUUGGAGAAUCAUGUAUGAGAGAAAAUUUAGUCAUAUUUUUGACAAUGCACAGAAUGUAGAUAAAGAUUAGACUUUGAAAUAGCUGAGCACAAACCAAGACAAUAGAUAAUUUCUUUUUUUUUACCCCAACGGUUCAUUCUCAACUAAACCAAGACAAUAGUCAUAUUUUUGACAAUACAGUGAUUGGACUGACCUUUUGAAAAACUUGAGAUGUUUUAAUUCCCUUUUUUGAUUUUUUACUUCCAUAAAGAAAACUUAAUUCUAAAACAGAGAUUCAUGGCUUGAGUAGGAUUCUAAGGUUCUUGAGAGCAAAUGAAGACUUUGAAAAGUAGCAAACAAGAAAAUCAAUCUCAAGCUCUAAAAAACAAAUCAACUCCAACUAACCCAAGAAAAUCAAUCUCAAGUUUUUUUUUUACUUCACUAUCUAACAUGCUCUGUCUAAACUCACAAGUUGAUUUUAAAACAGAUUUUUCAAUAAGGUUUCAUCCUUUUUAAUUGUUGAGCAGUUUUUUUUACAAAUUUGAAGACUAUGGUUUAGUGCUUAUCAAAUUAGGAAAUGUGAUUUUCAACUCUAAGCAGAAUGAAGACUCUGACAAAGUAGGCCUAAUCACAGGUCAUAGGAAUCAUGCUUGAUUUUUUUAACAGCCAACUCGUUAAAUCAAUGCAAAAUCACUGUCUCAAUUAAGCAUGGCUUAAACAAAAAUGUGGAUUAGGCCACAUGUCGAGUAAGAACAAGUAAUGAUUUAUUUGGGAAUUUUCUUAGCACAUUACCUAUACUUGUUCCAUGGGUACUUAGAAAAAUCAAUCAUUAGGAUAACAAGAGUAAUUAAAAAAACAGGUCUGAAGGGCUCACACGUUUUGUAUGUCGUUUUCAAGAAAGAACCCUUCAUUACAUUGGAUAUUAUGAACUGAACUUGAACACGUUUUUACACAAUCUGUCUCAAGAUGAGAAUGAGCUAGGAAUACUUACUUGGAAAGUAGGAGAUGCAACAGAAUUGAUCCUUAUGGCAUAACAUUCAUAAUCCAAACCUGAACUCUGAUGUAAUGCAACUCUUUCUACAGAUCUUGAGACUCCCGUAAUGCAUAUCCCAAUUGUUUGAUCACUCAAAACCUUUGGCACAGAAGUCACCUGAAAUGUAUAGCAAAUGCAGCAAUUUCCCUUCAGUUUUGGUCAAGCCUUUGCUCCUCAUAUUUUGCUUUUAGCCUUGCUUUGUUACUGCAUGCUAUUUUUUUCCGAUGAAGCAUGGGCACCUGUGGCAGCUACUUUGGUCGCAACUAAAGAUAUCCAGCCAGAAUCAUAUUCUCAUCUCAAUGUCUGAUUUUCAGCUCCUUGCACCUUAAAGUAUAGUGGUUCCUUAAGCUGAACUCUGUUGUUUAUUCUGCUCUAACAGAACAGAUUCACAUGACUGAAGAUGCUGCCAACUGAAGGUCUGAAAAUUGAAUUUGAUUCUUUUUUCUCUUUUCAAUUUGCCUACAUUCAAUGCCUAAAGAAAAAAAAAGUUAAAGUUCUAGGUUAAAGUAGCUACUGUUAGAAUAAGUUCGAAAAGAAAAUUUAGCUAGAUUAAAGUUAGAAACUAAAAGAUUAGUUUAAGUUGAAACCAAAAGUUAGAAUUAUAGACUAACUAUUAAUCUAAAGACACUGACACAGACAUAACUAAAAUUCAAAAUAAAAGAUGACUCAAGCUAAAAGGACGUAACUCAAAUAACAUAUGAAGAGAACAAAAGCUGUCUAGUAAUCCAAAGAGACAAAUAAAUCUAAAACAAGGAAAGAGUUUGGAAUAGACUCAAGGACACACAAAACAAUUACUUAAAAAAAUUAACUCAUUUUUUUUGGUAUCUGCGUCUUAAUAGAACUACAAAUCUGUUUUUUUUAGUGUUUUUAUUCUGAUUUUUUUCAUUUUUUAGGAGUUUCUUUCGUUUUUGUUUUGUUGUUUUUUUUCGUUUUUCAAUUUUUCUUGUUUUUUUUUGUUUUGGUUUUUUUUGCUUUAAUUUUUUUGUUUUUUUUUUGUUUUUUUCAUUUUUUUUAAACAUAGCAAACUGAUUUUCAUAAAAGUUAAUCUUUCCCCGGCAACGGCGCCAAAAUUUGAUAGGCGUGUCGUAGCACUACAAAUUAAUUUAUUAUUUUCCUUAACUUAAAUCCCCCUUUAUGAAUUAAUAUUAAUUAAAACAUAUGGAUAGGGCAACAGCAAGCCAAACUCAGAAGCUACUCAGGGAGAAAACAAAUACACAAAAACAAUCACACAAUAAACUUUAUAAAACGUAGACAAUAAUAAUUAACUUAAAUCAUUUUGAAAAUACUUAUAGUUUUUAAUAGAAAAUAACUGAACAAAUCUAAUUAACUAAUUAAUUAUGCCUUGAUUCUGAAAUUAAACUCAGGGUUAGGCUGAAGAAUAGGUCCACCAACGGUUCUUCCCUAUUUUCCCAUUCAUAUUAGCUCAUGUUAAGACCAACCCUAACUCUAAACCCUACUAUCCUUAGUAGGGGUGUUCAAAAAUAUCCGAUCCGAAAAAUCCGUCCAUGAUCCGGGCAUAUCCGAUCCGAAAAACGAAUAUCCGAUCCGAUAUUUUGGCUUUCGGAUAUUUCGGAUCGGAUAUCCGAAAAAAAUCGGAUCGGAUAUGGAUUCAAUUUCUGGAAUUUUUCGGAUAACCGGAUAUCCGAUUUUUUUUUUUUGCUUAUAUGUUUAAUGGAAUUUUAUAAAUAUAUAUUAUGGGUAUAUGUUUAAUGCAAUUUUAUGUUGAUUUUGGAACUCAAGCAUUUUGGACUUUUUGCAUUAGCAUUUUAAAACUUUUUGUUUUAAUAGUAAUUUUUUUUGUUUGUUUAAGCAAAAAUACCAAAGUUACUCCCAAAUUGAAUUUGGUAUCAAUUUUUUUUAUUAGGCCGUUAUCUUGUGGUGAAAUUUUUCUUUUAGUAAAUCUAUAUUGAAUUUGAUAUUGUGGGUUGAUUUUGCUAUUUUACCUUUUUUUUGUAAAUUUUGUCUAAAAAGUCAAUUUUUCGGAUAAUCCAGUGAUCCGAUCCGAAAAUUCGGAUAUUCGAAUUUCGGAUAUCCGAAUAUUUUCGGAUCGGAUAUGGAAUGAGUUUUACAUGAUCCGAAAUUUUCGGAUCGGAUCGGAUCGAUCCGAUUGAACAGCCCUAAUCCAUAGCAACCCAAAGACCAACCCUUAAGUUACUACUAAGAAUAGCGCAUUAAGAUUUGUGGAAAACAUCACCAUAACGACUUUGCAGUACACUACGGUUAUUUAACAAAAUCAGUUCGAAAACCUUGAUUAGCAAAAACCACUUAGCGAGGCAGCCUAUGCUAAUCAAGUGACACUUAGUUUCUAGAAAAGUUUGGCUAUUUAAAGCAAUUUGUACUUUAAAAGAAUAUCAAUUUAAACUGGAUUAGGCGCGCGUUCCUAAUUUGGUCCAAUUUAAGUAAAAUCUGGUGAAUAAUAGUUCUCAGAACACCUUUUCGAGUUUAGAUUUAACAGUAGCAUAGAACUAAAAUCUUUUCAAAGUCAAACUAGUUCAACAAGAACAAUCAAAUCAAAGAUUUAAUCUUUUUUUGUCAAAUAAUUUGACCUAAGAAGGUUUUAUAAUUUCAGAGAGAAUAAUUAAUCAAUAAAUCAUAACUUGAACAACUAAACAUCAACACUUAAACAAUUCAUCACUUAUAUUAUAACUUAACCAUUUAACACAAAAAUUGGAAUAGAAAAUAAAUAUAUUUAAUAUGGAUGCUCAAAUUCAUCAAUUGUAAAUUAGUGAAUUUAAAAUCCUAAUUAAAAAAAGAGUAAAGUCAAAUACGGAGUAAAAUGAAUAAACUGAUGAACACUCCCCUUAGUCCUCUGCCUCUGCUCACUGUACGAAGCCAAGAAAACGCCGAGUUCAGCCGCGCCGGACCUAGCCGCCAUCGGAAUCACCAUCUCCGGAAUUCAAGCCACCAUCGCGCCGCUGGACUGCUGGGCCUAGGGGUUGGAACCCUAGGCCGGCUCCCUGCUCUGUUCUCUCCCUCUCUGUUGUUUUCCGUAUAUCCGCCCCCGUUUGCCUUCCGUGAGCAUGUGUAUUUAUAUUGGCUAAAAUUUGAUGCUGGAACUUCCUCUAAUGAUCAGGAUUGGUUACAAUUAAAUUGGCAGAGGAAUGAAUACAUCUUCACCCUUUAGAACUCUAGAGCUGCUUUCUUUCUAGUUUCUUUUCUUCUUUGUGAUAUUUUGUUAUUCUUUUGGUGACUUGGUCAACAUAAAAAUUUGAUUGAAACACUGCAUUGGAGUGCCAAUUGGGCCAAAUUAUAUCCGGUUUAGCCAAAAUCCAUACUUUAUUUAAAAAGACGGAGUCAACAUAUGAUUUUCCCGCCUAAAAAGUAUGACAAUUAUAAAUGGCAAUUGUAAAG
Cuscuta campestris is the source of this 5572-nucleotide messenger RNA. Lineage: Eukaryota; Viridiplantae; Streptophyta; Magnoliopsida; Solanales; Convolvulaceae. The record is from the annotation of a GenBank genome assembly.